Messenger RNA from Trichechus manatus latirostris (Florida manatee), 2578 nucleotides. RefSeq names its product elongation factor for RNA polymerase II 3 (gene ELL3). The record is from RefSeq and is a predicted model, not a curated record. Gene Ontology annotation, cellular component: transcription elongation factor complex. Gene Ontology annotation, molecular function: cis-regulatory region sequence-specific DNA binding. Gene Ontology annotation, biological process: positive regulation of transcription elongation by RNA polymerase II; snRNA transcription by RNA polymerase II; transcription elongation by RNA polymerase II. NCBI's taxonomy places the organism in Eukaryota, Metazoa, Chordata, Mammalia, Sirenia, Trichechidae. Bases 1 to 1185 code for a protein of 394 amino acids. The transcript has 11 exons.
AUGGAGGAACCCCAGGAACCUCUGAAUGGGAAGCUCCGGCUCUGUUUCUCCCCCGCUGCCCGGACCAGCCUCCUCCUGCUCAGGCUCAACCACGCGGCGCUGCGUGCGCUGCAGGAGUGUCAGCGGCAACAGGUCCGGCCGGUGAUAUCCUUCCAAGGCAGUCGCGGGUAUCUUAGGUUCCCAGGUCCUGGCUGGUCCUGCCUCUUCUCCUUCAUAGUGUCCCAGUGUGGUCAGGAGGGUCCUAGUGGUGGCUUGGACCUUGUGUACCAGCGGUUGGGCAGAUCUGGCCUUAACCGCCUCCACUGCCUGGGCCCACUCAGGGAACGCCUCACCUUUUGGGCAGCCAUGGAUUCUAUCCCAGCCCCAUCUUUAGUUCAGGAACACAUCCUGACUGAAGAAGCCAGAGAUCCAGGGAGUUGGCACAACACUGGACACGAUUCUGAAGGAGGCACAGUGUCACAGCCACAGGUGACGCUAGAAGAGGGGCCGGAUCCUCUGGCAAGCAACCAAGGACAGUCACUCCCAGGAUCCUCCAGGGACCACAUGGCACAAUGGGAAGUGAGGAACCAGACUCAUCUUCCCAAAAGAGAGCCUGAUCAGAGACUGCCUUCCUCUGCCAGCCAGAAACAUCUGUACAGGAAACGGCCAGCAUCUGCAGCCGCUACAGGACUAGAAGAAAAGAGGCUCAGAGCUCUGCCUCUAGCCUCAAGUCCCCUACAAGAGCUGCCCAGUCAGGACCUCCAAGAGGAAGACUGGGGACAAGAAGAUGAAGACAUGGGCCCCAGGCUGGAGGACAGUCCCUCCAUUCAAACAGACUCUGAAUCCCCAAGCCCUGAAGAGGUACCAGACUACCUCCUGCAAUACAGGGCCAUCCACAGUGCAGAGCAGCACCAUGCCUACGAGCAGGACUUUGAGGCAGAUUAUGCUGAAUACCGUAUCCUGCAUGCCCGUGUUGCAGCUGCAAGCCAAAGGUUCAUCGAGUUGGGAGCAGAGAUCAAGAGAGUUCAGCGAGGAACUCCUGAACACAAGGUGCUGGAAGAUAAGAUCGUCAAGGAAUAUAAAAAGUUCAGGAAGCGAUACCCAGGUUACAGGGAAGAAAAACGUCGCUGUGAGUACCUGCACCAGAAAUUAUCCCACAUUAAAGGGCUCAUCCUGGAGUUUGAGGAAAAGAACAGGGGCAGCUAAAGCCAUCAGGGGGCUCUGGAUCUCUGCCCGGUGCGAGAACGAAGGAACAAAGCCUCCGCAAACCGAGUGCAACUGUCUGCUUUUCUUAUCGCUGACCUCCCUCGAGUCCGCGGCAGCAAGUAGGAGGGCUGCUCUAGGUUCCUGAGGUUUUUCAUUGUUGCCGUAUUGUAAUUUUUAGGGUUGGGCACAGUGCCAAGACUCCACAGCUGUGCCCAGGAGGAGCAGCAGGGGCUUGGUUUCUUCACCUUUAGGUCAGUCAAAUCAAUUUCACAUCCUGAGAAAUGACACCAUUUCCAGGACAAGAUACCUUGAGGAUUUUAGACAAACUAAGUGAAUUUAGCCUAGAAGCCUCCCUAAGGAAAUGAUAAUGAGAGCUGUUGGUAACAAGCUGAAGAACUUGUAACACACCUGGAGGUCACGGGCACUAUCUCACUGAAGGGAAAGGGCUUGGGUGUUACCCACGUACUGAAAGUGAAUUCUUUUACAAACAUGACUGAAAAAUUAAAACUGCUUCUGUGUCCUUUGUACAAGUUUAUAUGCUGUUGUUAAAUCUUCCAAGGCAGUGGUUCCUGUGCCUGCCUGGCUGUACAUAUGAUCCGUUCUACUGGCUUUCUAGAGGCCCAGACGUUCUGCGUUAGAACCUCCAAGAUUAUGGUGUUGGCAUCUUUUCAAAGCACUAUGGAUAGCCUUGACAUAUAUUUUGUUAUAAAUGCUCUACCAAAUCCACCUUAUAACUGACAACUGGAGAUUACAGUAGAAUAAAUUUCUCAUUUCUAAACAUAGGUGUUUAGAGGACCACCUAAAAUUAGGGCUCCUGUCUGGAGUUACCUAGUGGCUGAAAAUUUUGACAACAGGUUUUGGCUUUACACACAAAAAUGAAGAGGGAAAUGGUUUAAUUAAUUUGAACAAAGGGAGCCCACUCUACUUCUAUCCCUUUCAUUCCGCCUUGUUGCAGAAGUAGUUCCACUGGAGACAGAAGUUAAUGGGCCACACCCUGGGCUUUGGGGGAGAGAGCUGAAAACAGUUCGGAUGGAACCUCAAUUUGAGGCCACACCCAUGCAGGGCAUCCACGCAGACAACAGCCCGGGGGCGGGGGGCGGGGGGCGGUAAACACGUAUAAGCUCAGCCACAUGGCAGGAUAAACAGCAGCCCAUCCUUGGGGCACAGGCAGGGCCAGAAACAGCCAACAGGAAAGGUCCCCCACCUGUUCUCAGCAUUAGGCUAGGGGCUUGGGCAAUAAACAUGUAAGGACAGAAAGAGAUGAGAAAUUCAGAUUCACAGGUGACAGCUCUGAACCCAGUUAUUUGGUCUAGAGCUGCACUGAUCAAUACGGUAGCCAAUAGCCUUACCUGUGGCUACUAAAAUGUAAAUUAGUAAAAAAUGUUCCUAGCCA